Ziziphus jujuba (common jujube) is the source of this 480-nucleotide messenger RNA. RefSeq names its product serpin-Z1. The coding region runs from base 1 to 480 and encodes 159 amino acids. NCBI's taxonomy places the organism in Eukaryota, Viridiplantae, Streptophyta, Magnoliopsida, Rosales, Rhamnaceae. The transcript has 2 exons. The record is from RefSeq and is a predicted model, not a curated record. Gene Ontology annotation, molecular function: serine-type endopeptidase inhibitor activity.
AUGGGUCUCUUUGACUUGAACACUGCGGCAGACCCAGACCCAGACUACACUGAUUCAGAGUAUAGUGCUCCUCCUGAAUUGUCUUUAGAUUUUAAGCUGGAAGAUAUGCUGGUUACUGAGAUAUGGAUUCCAAAGUGGAAGUUUUCUUAUGGUUUGGACAUGGUUAAGCUCGUGAAGAAAUUGGGAUUGACUUUGCCUUUCAAUUACCCGGAUGCUGAUUUCACUGAGGCAAUGGAUUCUCCGGAUGCUGAAGAAAUUUUUAUCUCGAAAAUGCUUCAUAAAGCAUGCAUUUCAGUUAAUGAGGAAGGGACAGAAGGAGCUUCAAUAGUUUCUUGUGAUGAAAAUUUGGGAUGUUCAAUGUAUCCCCCUCCUGAGAUACAAUUUGUUGCUGACCAUCCUUUUAUGUUCAUGAUCAAAGAAAAGGGUUCUGGGGCUGUGAUUUUCACUGGAGCUGUUCUUAAUCCCCUCUCUGAUAUUUGA